Procambarus clarkii (red swamp crayfish) is the source of this 1369-nucleotide messenger RNA. The record is from RefSeq and is a predicted model, not a curated record. Lineage: Eukaryota; Metazoa; Arthropoda; Malacostraca; Decapoda; Cambaridae.
AACGCCCUGUGGGCAGAACGCCCUGUGGGCAGAACGCCCUGUGGGCAGAACGCCCUGGGGGCAGAACGCCCUGGGGGCAGAACGCCCUGGGGGCAGAACGCCCAGGGGCAGAACGCCCUGGGGCAGAACGCCCUGGGGCAGAACGCCCUGGGGGCAGAACGCCCUGGGGGCAGAACGCCCUGGGGCAGAACGCCCUGGGGCAGAACGCCCUGGGGGCAGAACGCCCGGGGGCAGAACGCCCAGGGGCAGAACGCCCUGGGGCAGAACGCCCUGGGGGCAGAACGCCCUGGGGUCAGAACGCUCUGAGGCAGAACGCCCUGGGGCAGAACGCCCUGGGGACAGAACGCCCUGGGGGCAGAACGCCCUGGGGCAGAACGCCCUGGGGGCAGAACGCUCUGGGGCAGAACGCCCUGGGGUAGGACGCCCUGGGGCAGAACGCCCUGGGGGCAGAACGCCCUGGGACAGAACGCCCUGGGGGCAGAACGCUCUGGGGCAGAACGCCCAGGGGCAGAACGCCCUGGGCAGAACGCCCUGGGGCAGAACGCCCUGGGGGCAGAACGCCCAGGGGCAGAACGCCCUGGGGCAGAACGCCCUGGGGCAGAACGCCCUGGGACAGAACGCCCUGGGGGCAGAACGCCCUGGGACAGAACGCCCUGGGGGCAGAACGCCCUGGGGGCAGAACGCCCUGGGGGCAGAACGCCCAGGGGCAGAACGCCCUGGGGCAGAACGCCCUGGGGGCAGAACGCCCUGGGGGCAGAACGCCCAGGGGCAGAACGCCCUGGGGCAGAACGCCCUGGGGGCAGAACGCACAAGGACAGAACGCCCUGGGCUGUUCCAGUACCAGCUGCCCCAGCGCCAGCUGUUCCAGUACCAGCUGUCCCAGUACCAGCUGCCCCAGUACCAGCUGUUCCAGUACCAGCUGUCCCAGUACCAGCUGCCCCAGUACCAGCUGCUCCAGUACCAGCUGUUCCAGUACCAGCUGUUCCAGUACCAGCUGUCCCAGUACCAGCUGCCCCAGCACCAGCUGCCCCAGUACCAGCUGUCCCAGUACCAGCUGCCCCAGCACCAGCUGCCCCAGUACCAGCUGUCCCAGUACCAGCUGCCCCAGCACCAGCUGCCCCAGUACCAGCUGUCCCAGUACCAGCUGCCCCAGUACCAGCUGCUCCAGUACCAGCUGUUCCAGUACCAGCUGUUCCAGUACCAGCUGUCCCAGUACCAGCUGCCCCAGCACCAGCUGCCCCAGUACCAGCUGCCCCAGUACCAGCUGCCCCAGCACCAGCUGCCCCAGUACCAGCUGCCCCAGUACCAGCUGCCCCAGCACCAGCUGCCCCAGUACCAGCUGCCCCAGCACCAGCUGCCCCAGCACUAG